Molecule: messenger RNA, 1795 nt
Organism: Aethina tumida (small hive beetle)
Lineage: Eukaryota; Metazoa; Arthropoda; Insecta; Coleoptera; Nitidulidae
Gene: mav
Product: protein dbl-1
Exons: 3
Coding region: 120-1172 (350 amino acids)
Biological process (GO): BMP signaling pathway; SMAD protein signal transduction
Cellular component (GO): extracellular region
Molecular function (GO): growth factor activity; cytokine activity
Source: RefSeq, a predicted model, not a curated record
GAGUAGGGGCGCACCAAACUGUAAACGUUUUGGCGUUCUCACACGCGCGGACCAGCAGUGUGCAGUUCUGUGGAAUGCGUCAGUGCAAUUCUUACAUAUGAAGGCAUUUGCCCAAGGAUAUGGGCGGUAAUUUUUUCGAUAACAUUACGCUGUGGACGUUUUUGUGUUUUGUGAUUUUAAUUAGAACUGUCGCCGCCGAACGGGAUCUACUGCAGGAUCUUGGUCUCAAUCAGUAUCCUGACGUCUCGAAGAUUAACAUCAGCCUACACGAAUACACUACCAUCAUGGAGGUGUACCUUAAAGCGAGAGAGAAUUCCGCAGAUCACCAAAGCAUUCCUAAACUUAUCACAUUUAAUCUUGAACGCCAAGAUUGGUGGCAAAAUAAAGACUCAACCAUAAGACUAAAGUUCCCCAUAUCGAAAACCGAAUCGCAACUGGAGGUCGAAAGCGCCGAUUUGCGCCUCCUGCUUCCGCCCCAACUGGAUCAGAGGAAAUCGGUCGAAAUCAAGCUGUACCAGAUCCUCGGAAAGCGGAGACGCAAAUUCAUGGACUCCCGUCUGUUGUAUUUAAACCCGAACAUGUCGAAGUGGAGUGAAAUUGAUGUUACAAGUGCAGUAAAAAGUUGGUUCGACGGUCAACGUAAUCUGGGCGUCGAAUUGGUAUGUGCCGAUUGUGUUUCGUCCAUCUAUCCACUGGAGGCCGCCAUCACCGCCCUCAUACACCCGUCCGGACGGCGCGUCAGACGGGACGCCUACGACCAGGAGCGGACGACGGAUUGCGAGAAGAGAAGUGGCAAGAAAAAGUGUUGCCGACAUAAUAUGGACGUUGUAUUUGACAAACUGAAAAGUGGUUUCCCCGGAAUGAAUCAGAUUAUGCAUCCCAAAAAUUACGACGCAGGCUUCUGUCAAGGAUUGUGUCCCAAAAACUACAAUCCAGCCACAAAUCACUCUAGAAUACAAAGCUUAAUGCACCAAUUAGACGUUAAGGACAUCAAAGAAAAAAAGCGUAACAAAAAUUUCAAGAGUUGGAACGGGAAAGUUAUACCAAAGACUUGUUGUGCGCCCUCCAAACUAGAAACAAUUGAUAUUAUACGUGUGCAUCCACGUUUACCGGAGAAAUUACUAAUAGAAAAAUGGGAUAAUAUGAAAGUGUUAGAGUGUUCAUGUUCCUAGUAAUGCCAAAAACAUUUAGCUAAUUUUACGGGUUCGAACUGAGCAUUUCACCGUUUUUCACUCUUUAAGUUGCUGUGAUAUUAUACAUAUGUAUCGUUAACUAUUUGUGUUAAUCUAAAUCAACUUGCAUUCUAUUUAUUCUAUAUCUCGCCAAUAUGUCACAACUAUAUUAGAACUUUUGCUAUUUAUAAGUUAUUUUUUUAUUUUUAACUCACAGGAUAGAAACGACUGAUUUUUUAUAAACUAUAACAUAAAUCUAAUCAGCUGUGAUUUUUAAUGCGAGCAAUCUACAUAUUUUUAUUUAUUUAUUCAGUACUUAAAUGUUACAUACAGGUACUAUUGUUCAUACCGCAAGUUGAUAAGAAUAUUGCGACAAAUUAUAUCGUAUUAAAUGUGAGUAUGUAUAUUCUUCCCUUCAUCUUCCUAUAUCUAUUCGUAACUAUUGUUCGUACAUAUAAUUUGUUGCAUACGAAUCAUUUAUUUAUAAGUUGUAAGUAUAAUUCAAAAAGUAUUAUUUUUACUUGUUUUAUAUUUAUUAUAGUAUUAUGUACAACUAAUGUGCAUCUACAAUUUUUAUAAUACUCGUCUUAUUUUUAAAUGUUAAAUAAAGAAUGAGUUUUGUA